CCGCUCGGGAACUCGCGAUCGAUGACUCGGCAUGCAGCGGCGCCCCUUGGGAGCGCGAGGAGCGCACUGCGCAGGCGCUGAGCUGCCGCGGGGCGCGGGUAUCGCCGCUCUGCGGCCGCUGACUGUGUGCGCCUCUUUACAGUUGUGCAUGGAGAGCGUUAGGGUUGGAAGGGAUGCUGCAGACCGUACUGCUCACCACUCCGCAAAGCCCUGGUGUGCCUGGUUCUUACCCCAUUUUCUUGUGGCGCCCAGCUCCAGCACCAUCCGCUCUGAGAAACCAAGCCCGGGCUCUGGUAGUUUCCCCCUGUUAGAGCAAAAUUUGUGUCGGAGAGUAUAUUAGUAAUCUCUCGCUGCAAAACAGCCACCUCAAAGCUGAACAGAUUAAGACAACAAACAUUUAUCGUCCCACAAGUUCCAUAGGUCGGGAAAUUGGGCACGGCUUGGUCUCGUGAGAUUUAACUCAGUUGGUCAAGGCUGCAGUUACCUGAAAUCUUGACUCGAGCCAGACGAUCUAACUCACAUGACUGCUGGCAGGAAGCCUCAGUUUUUCACUGCAUGGACUUCCCCAUGGGGCCACUUGAGUGUCCCAAUGACAUGGAAUCUCGCUUCCCUCAGAGCAAGUAAUCCCAGAGAUACCAAGGCAGAAGCACAAUGCCUUUAAUGAUCUAGCUUCAGAAGUCACAUACCAUCACUUCAGUUGUGGUCUACUGAUCACAAAACUCUUCAUUGUGGUAGAAUCAACCCAAAGGCAUGAGUACCAAUAGACAGGGACCAUUGGGGGCCGGGAGGAGACUGGCUACCACAGAGGGUCUGGCAAUAAUGAUAACGAUAACUUAGAUGAGAAAGUAUCAUCAAGUUUCAUCCUUGCAUAAUAGCUAUUUUCCAAAUCAUUAUAAAAGAGUUGAUUAACGUUCCUCCCAAUAGGUGGCAGUACUUGUCCACAGUCUGACCUUCGUUAAAUAAACAUUAUUCAUUAAAUAAACAUCAGCUUUGCGCCAGAUAUUAUCCUAAGUGCUGAAAAGCCAUGUUCCUACCUGUGCAGUGUGUGCAGAGUAUAAGCACUGGGAUGGAGGAAGUAAUCCAACCACAGGAGUGUAGGAGGGUACUGGAAGAGGACCAGAGCAUCUCCAAAACACAGCCAAGAUUUAAGCAGCUGAGUUCAAGGCUCAAGUGGAGAACACAUCGACUUCAAAGGCAGAGGGAAUCGAAGGUGCUCCCCAGCUUUGGACACUUCCUCUACUUGAGUCUAUCGAAGCUCUCCUUCAUGAGUGAUGCAUACAAAGAUGGUCCAAGUCCUCUGGGGUUGUCUCCUCCUGUGCAAUCUCUACAUCUCAUCCACAGAGACCAUUUACCCUGGAAUCAAGGCAAGGGCUACUAAGCGAGCUCUGGACUAUGGUGUUCAAGCUGGUAUGGAAAUAAUUGAGCAAAUGGUCAAGGAAAGAAAUAUCUCAGAUUUAAAAGGUUCUGAAUCUCUUGAAUUUCUGAAGAUUGAUUAUGUGAACUACAAUUUUACAAAUAUAAAAAUCACUGCCUUUUCAUUUCCAAAUACUUCACUAGCCUUUGUGCCUGGGGUGGGAAUCAGGGCACUGACCAACCACGGCAUUGCCAACAUCAGCACAGACUGGGAUAUCAAGUCUCCACUUUUCCAAGACAUAGGAGGAGCUGACCUGUUUCUCUCUGAGGUCUACUUCACCGGUAUCCUUAUCCUGUCCCGGAAUAACUUUGGUCACCCAGUCCUGAAGCUCCAAGACUGCUAUGCCCAAGUGAGCCACGCCGACGUCUCAUUUUCCGGAGAGUUCAGUGUCCUAUAUAACUCCUUUGCUGAGCCCAUGGAGAAACCCAUUUUAAAGAACUUAAAUGAAAUGCUCUGUCCCAUCAUCAUACAUGAGGUGGAGGCACUGAAUGCCAACCUCAGCAUGCUGCAGUUUUUUACCAAGAUUGACAACUAUACUCUGCUGGAUUAUUCCCUAAUCAGUUCUCCAGAAAUUACUGAGAAUUACAUUGAACUGAACUUGAAGGGCGUAUUCUACCCACAGGAAAACCUCGCAGAUCCCCCCUUCCCAUCAGUUCCUUUUGUGCUCCCAGAGCGCAGUGACUCUAUGCUCUACAUUGGAAUCUCCAAGUAUUUCUUUAAAUCUGCAUCCUAUGCUUAUUUUACAGCGGGGGCUUUCGGUGUCACUCUCACCACGAAAGAGAUUUCCAACCAUUUGAUUCAAAACUCUCAAGGUCUUGGCAACGUGCUUUCCCGGAUUGCAGAGCUCUACAUCUUGUCCCAGCCCUUCAUGGUACAGGUCAUGGCAACAGAGCCUCCUGUGAUCAAUUUACUACCAGGUAACUUCACCCUAGACAUCCCUGCCUCCAUCAUGAUACUCACCCAGUCCAAGAACUCGACUGCUGAAACCAUCGUUUCCAUGGACUUUGUUGCUAGUACCAGUGUUGGCCUGGUUAUUUUGGGACAAAGACUGAUCUGCUCUUUAUCUCUGAACAGAUUCCGCCUCUCUUUGCCAGAGUCCAAUCGCAGCAAUAUUGAGGUCUUGAGGUUUGAGAAUAUUCUGUCCUCCAUUCUCCACUUUGGUGUCCUCCCACUGGCCAACGCAAAAUUGCAGCAAGGACUUCCUCUACCCAACCCACACAAAAUCUCACUCGUCAAUUCAGAUAUUGAAGUUCUUGAGGAUUUCCUUUUGAUUUCUACCGACCUGAAGUAUGAAACGUCCUUAAAGCAGCAGCCAAGUUUCCAUGGUUGGGAAGGUCUGAACCUGAUGAGUGGACGGUGGAGGGGGAAGCCAGCCCCUUGAUUGUUUGUUUGGAGUCCACUCCAGGAAGUAAAAAGCCCUUAAUCCCACAGCUCCUGUCAACCCAGAGCGGGAAAACAGUACACACUGGAAUUGUAAAGCCCCUGCAAACUGCUGAAAGUUUUCUGUUUUCAAGCCCUCAGGGACAAAGAGGAUGACAAACUGGGUGAAAGAGCUAAACUGGGAUGUGUGUGUGUGUGUGUGUGUCCCCAUCUGUGUGGAGGGUGAACACAUAUUUGAAUGUGUGUUCAUGUUUGAGGGCAUGUUGUGUAUUCCUGUGUCCAUAAGAUUCUGGGGCCAAGAGUGAGGCAUAUACUUCCAAGGAGGUACAUGAGAAACUCUGAAGUACAGGUUUGUUAUCGGUUGUUAUCAGUGGAGAUUCCUUCAGCCCUUUCAGCUCUCUAGGGUUCCCCUCUCCCUGCAUACUUGAUUUUAUCUUUUAUAUUUACUGUUACUAUCCCAUGUAUUUAAAAUUGUUUUCUAUCAAUG
Molecule: messenger RNA, 3281 nt
Organism: Camelus dromedarius (Arabian camel)
Lineage: Eukaryota; Metazoa; Chordata; Mammalia; Artiodactyla; Camelidae
Gene: BPIFC
Product: BPI fold containing family C
Exons: 19
Coding region: 1272-2795 (507 amino acids)
Molecular function (GO): lipid binding
Source: RefSeq, a predicted model, not a curated record